AUGGCUACUCUUAUUCUUUCUUUGUUGCUGUGGAUUUUAGCCAUCGACACCGUUGUGGCAAGUGGUUGCAUGGAGAUAGAGGGGAACGCACUCCUCACGUUUAAGGCCGGCUUGGUUGAUCCUCAGAAUUUAUUGUCUUCAUGGGAAGGCGUAGAUUGCUGUAAAUGGAGGGGAGUCGUCUGCAGCAAUAUCACGGGCCAUGUUGUGAAACUCAGCCUCCGAGGCUCGUAUGAUAUAUUAUACAGGGAAUGGUUAUGUUUGAGCGGUGAGAUCAAUCCAUCUUUACUUCUUUUAAGCAAUUUAGAGCACUUAGAUCUCAGCAUGAACAAUUUCAGCGAAAACAGCAUCCCACCAUACUUGGGUUCAUUCAAAAACUUGAGAUAUCUCAACCUCUCUUAUUUAAAUUUCGGUGGAACAAUACCCCCUCAAAUUGGAAAUCUCUCAAAACUUCGCUACCUUGAUUUAAGUUUUGACUCCACUUUUUCCGGCAUCACUCUUAGAGUAGAUGACAUUUUGUGGCUCACUCGUUUAUCUUCCUUAAAAUAUCUUGAUUUGAGCGGUGUGAAUCUGAAUACUUCUACAGAUUGGUUGCAUGCUGUAAAUAUGCUUCCUUCGUUGAAAGUGCUACAUUUGGUUGACUGUUCACUUCCUGGCAUUUCUACAUCUCUGUCACAUUUCAACCUUACAACUCUCAAUGUGCUUGAUCUUGGAGAUAACUUCAUAAACUCCACUUUACCCACAUGGCUGCGGAAUCUUACAAGCAUCACUUAUCUAGACUUAAGAUACAAUGAGUUUUAUGGUGUUAUUUCUGAUGAGCUUCUACAUUUGAGUACUCUUAAUGUUCUCUUCUUAGGAGGUAAUUAUUUUAAAGGUAUGAAUCCAAAAGCAUUAAGAUAUUUAUGCAACUUGCGUUCACUAGAUUUGUCAAGUUUCAGUAUUGGUGGGGAAAUCAUGGAAUGGGUUGAGAUGCUACCACGAUGCGUGCGCAACAAUUUACAGACUUUAUAUCUCAGUGACAAUAACUUCAGAGGGAAUUUAUCAGGAUGGCUCGAACAAAUGAAUAGCCUCACAGACAUAGAUCUCGGUUCAAACUUGCUCAGUGGUUCAAUUCCUAUAGGAGUUUGGAAACUUCCAAAUUUAAUUUCUCUAUAUCUAUAUAAUAAUUCAUUGGAUGGUGUCGUAUCUGAUAUUGAACUUUCUUACCUAAGAAAAAUACAAUACUUAGACUUGUCAUUGAAUGCUCUCACUGUGCGAGUUCGCGAUGAUUGGGUUCCUCCUUUCCAACUUAAAGAGAUUUUUCUAGCCUCCUGCCAACUGGGUCCCAAUUUUCCAGCAUGGCUCAAAAGUCAAUCGCAACUUGAAUGGCUGGAUUUGUCAAAAAGCAAAAUUGCAGAUACUCUUCCUAGCUGGUUUUGGAAUAUGUCUCAUUUUAUUUCUUAUGUACAUCUUUCCGAAAACCAAAUAAAAGGGAGAUUGCCAUUAUUGAUGGGCUCUACAAAGCUAUGGUACUUGAAUUUGAGCUCAAAUCAAUUUGAAGGCCCGCUACCAUCUCUACCACAUAAUCUUCUAAUCAUUGAUCUCUCCAAUAAUUUUUUCACUGGAGUACUUCCAAACAUUGUAUUGCCACAGAUAGAAUACUUAUUCUUGUCAAAUAAUGACAUUGGUGGUCGUAUACCAUCUGCUCUAUGUGAAUCAACUUUUUUGGGAGUUCUCGAUCUAUCAAACAACAACUUGUCAGGAGAAAUUCCUGAAUGUAUCGGGAAGUCACAAGAGCAGCUUUCUGUUAUAGAUGUGUCAACAAAUAAUCUUGUUGGGAGUAUCCCUGACUCCCUUUGCUCGUCAAAAUAUAUUUCGCUGCUAAAAUUUAAUAGUAAUGGUUUCUCUGGAGAAUUUCCUUCGUUGCAAAAUUGCACAGGUUUGGUUAUCCUUGAUCUCGGAUAUAAUAAGUUUUCUGGAACAAUACCAUUUUGGGUCGGGGAAAGUUUAACUCUUCUUAUGGUUCUUCAGUUACGUUCAAAUAUGUUUUCUGGCGGCAUUCCGGAGCAAAUUGCGCAACUUGGCUCUCUCCAAGUUUUGGAUCUUUCUGGCAAUAACUUAUCAGGACCAUUACCACGAUCCUUCGGUAAUUUCAGCUGGAAAGCUUUAAAAGAAGGCAGAACAGAUAGAAUUAAUAAUAUCAGUGCAUAUUAUUCAGUUAGUAUAUCCUUGGAUAUUAAGGGAGAGGAACUUACAAUUUGGAAGAUACUCUAUCUAUUUGAAAGCAUAGAUCUUUCCAAUAAUAAUCUAAGUGGAGAGAUCCCCGAUGAGAUUACUGAUCUGCAGACACAACAAUAUUUAAACUUAUCGAGAAAUAAUUUGAUUGGACAUAUUCCAGAAAAAAUCGGCGAAAUGCGAUCGUUAGAAUCGCUAGACCUUGCAAUGAAUAAGCUCUCUGGUAAUAUUCCGCAAAGUCUCUCGGCAUUGACUUCUCUGAGCUACUUAAAUUUGUCGUAUAAUAAUCUCUCGGGAGUGAUUCCAACAGGAAAUCAGUUGCAGACACUUGACGAUCCAUCCAUUUACAUCGGCAAUCCGUAUCUUUGCGGGCCACCAAGUACGAGAAACUGCUCCGCAAAUGAAAUAAAUUACAAGGAUAACGAAGGGCCUAAAGAUAAGUUUGAUUGGCUAUGGAUAUACUUUAGUGUUGUACUGGGGUAUUUAUUUGGUUUUGCAGUUUUUUGUGGUGUUUUGUUGCUCAGUAAUGCUUGGAGGAAUGCUUAUUUCUCUAUGAUUGAUAUUAUAUGUGAGAAGCUUUGCAUUGUAACUAAAGUGACUUUGACUAGAUUAAAGCAGAGGCAUAGGGGAUGAAGUAAUUGGAAGAGUAGCAUCUUUAUUAAUGUAAGGUGUG
Ananas comosus (pineapple) is the source of this 2884-nucleotide messenger RNA. RefSeq names its product LRR receptor-like serine/threonine-protein kinase GSO2. The record is from RefSeq and is a predicted model, not a curated record. The coding region runs from base 1 to 2844 and encodes 947 amino acids. NCBI's taxonomy places the organism in Eukaryota, Viridiplantae, Streptophyta, Magnoliopsida, Poales, Bromeliaceae. Gene Ontology annotation, molecular function: protein binding. The transcript has a single exon.